Prunus armeniaca (apricot) is the source of this 669-nucleotide messenger RNA. NCBI's taxonomy places the organism in Eukaryota, Viridiplantae, Streptophyta, Magnoliopsida, Rosales, Rosaceae. The record is from the annotation of a GenBank genome assembly.
AUGGAGGACUGGGAGGAUGAGAAAAUUCCAGCUCUUCUUUCUAAUGACCAACCGAUACGUAAAUGGGACGACGAAGAUGUGGAUGAAAAUGAUAUUAAGGACUCAUGGGAGGAUUUUGAUGAACCUGCUCCUCUGGAACCUGCAACAAAGCCACCUGCUGAAAAGGCUCCCAAGAAACCUGCAACAAAAGCUACUGAAAAGAAAGGAAAAACUGUUGAAGUAGAACAAGAGCCACUAGAUCCCUUUGCUGAGAAACUUCGCCAACAAAGGCUGGUGGAAGAAGCAGACUACAAGUCCACCAAGGAACUGUUUUCUAGUAGAGGUGAUGACAAAACCAUUGAUAAUUUCAUUCCCAAAUCUGAAAGUGACUUCCUGGAAUAUGCAGAACUUAUUUCGCAUAAACUUCGUCCAUUUGAGAAAAGUUUCCAUUAUAUUGGUCUUCUGAAGGCAGUAAUGAGACUGUCAAUGACUUCUUUAAAAGGAGCAGAUGCAAAAGAUGUUGCAUCUUCUAUUACGGCAAUUGCAAAUGAGAAGAUAAAAGCAGAGAAGGAAGCAAAUGCUGGUAAAAAGAAGACAGGUGCCAAGAAAAAGCAGCUACAUGUUGAUAAGCCGGAUGAUGAUAUAGCGGUUGAUGGCUAUGAUCCGCUCGAUGACUAUGAUUUUAUGUGA